UCUCUUCUAAGUCGUAUUCGACUUCGACCUUAAUCUUGAAUGAAGAAACAAGUGGGGGUCUUUUGAUUAAUUCUUACAGUCGGGUUGGCUUCAGACUGAAUAAUGGAAUGAUGGCUUUUGGGCCAAUAGCAAUUUUUCCUAAAUCAAUAUUGAGCUGGAAUGUUCAAAGUGCUGAAGACAUAAAUGAGGAUUCAUUAUCACUGUUUUACACUCUGGAGCCAAAAAUUGACAUACUCGUCAUUGGUAUUGGUGAUCCCAUCAAAAAGUUACGUCAUAACAUUAUUAAAUACAUGAAAGACAAGAAGAUCAAUCUGGAAAUUUCAACAACUGAAAGAGCUUGUGCAACGUUCAACUUUCUUAAUGUUGAAGGACGAUGUGUUGCAGGUGCUCUGAUUCCACCUACAAAAUAUCGAAUUAACGAAGAUGAUAUCGUAUCAACACAGCGGCAAAACCGAAAACUUAUGACAGUAGACGAAUAUCAAAUCAUUUAGAUACUAUUUCAUGUAGAACAAAUUGAAGCGCAAUUAAUCUAAAUAAAGAUCUUUAAAAAAUGUAA
Messenger RNA from Daphnia pulex (common water flea), 556 nucleotides. Its product is annotated as NADH dehydrogenase [ubiquinone] 1 alpha subcomplex assembly factor 3-like. Lineage: Eukaryota; Metazoa; Arthropoda; Branchiopoda; Diplostraca; Daphniidae. Gene Ontology annotation, cellular component: mitochondrial inner membrane. The record is from RefSeq and is a predicted model, not a curated record. Gene Ontology annotation, biological process: mitochondrial respiratory chain complex I assembly.